GACUCACCGCCGGCCGGGUCGGCUCGGCUCCGGCCGCGCGCCCGGCCGCCCCGCGCCCCCGAGCCUUUACCUCCGCGCAGCUCCCCCGCACCCCCACCCCGCCUCCCAUCUCCAGAUCCCCGCCCCCCACCCCGCGCCUUGCUGCCUGCGCCCUCCCGCGCGCUCCCAGACUCCGGCCGCCGCCUCGCGAGCCCAGUAGGAGCCGGGCCGGGCCGGGGCGGCUGGGCCGGGCCAGGGCUGCGGGCGGCCCGGCGGGCGCAGGGGCCCUGCGGCUAUGAGGUGGCCCCCGGGGGCCCAGAGCCCAAGAGCCCCCGGGGAGGGAGGCACACGCGGCCCAGAGCAGCAGCCUGGGGGUUCCGGGGCCGGGGCGUAGGGACCGCCGCCCGCGAUGGACCGCACCGGGGACGAUCCGGACUCGCCGCCGCAGGUGUCCAUCUCCCAGGGCUCCUGAUCCCACUCCUGGACAGCUGCCCCUUCUCAGACUCCAGUCGGGCCGGAGCCUGCAAACCUGCUUCCGCAAUGGGUAAUGAGGAGCUGUGGGUGCAGCCAGCCUUGGAGAUGCCGAAAAGACGGGACAUCCUUGCAAUCGUCCUUAUCGUGCUGCCCUGGACACUGCUCAUCACCGUCUGGCACCAGAGCACCCUCGCGCCCUUACUCACCGUGCACAAGGAUGAGGGCACUGAGCCCCGGCACGACGCGCCCCCGGGCACAGACCCCAGAGAGUACUGCAUGUCUGACCGCGACAUCGUGGAGGUGGUGCGCACUGAAUACGUGUACACGCGGCCCCCGCCGUGGUCUGACACGCUGCCCACCAUCCACGUGGUGACGCCCACCUACAGCCGCCCGGUGCAGAAGGCCGAGCUGACGCGCAUGGCGAACACCCUGCUGCACGUGCCCAAUCUGCACUGGCUGGUGGUGGAGGACGCGCCGCGCCGCACGCCGCUCACCGCACGCCUGCUGCGCGACACGGGCCUCAACUACACGCACCUGCACGUGGAGACGCCCCGCAACUACAAGCUCCGGGGCGACGCCCGCGAUCCCCGCAUCCCUCGGGGCACCAUGCAGCGCAACCUGGCCCUACGCUGGCUGCGGGAGACCUUCCCGCGCAACUCCAGUCAGCCCGGCGUGGUGUACUUCGCAGAUGAUGACAACACCUACAGCCUGGAGCUCUUUGAGGAGAUGCGCAGUACCAGGAGGGUGUCCGUGUGGCCCGUGGCCUUCGUUGGCGGCCUUCGGUACGAGGCCCCACGGGUGAACGGGGCAGGGAAGGUGGUUGGCUGGAAGACUGUGUUCGACCCCCACCGACCAUUUGCAAUAGACAUGGCUGGAUUUGCAGUCAACCUGCGGCUCAUUCUGCAGCGAAGCCAGGCUUACUUCAAGCUCCGUGGAGUGAAGGGAGGCUACCAGGAAAGCAGCCUCCUCCGAGAGCUUGUCACCCUCAAUGACCUGGAGCCCAAGGCAGCCAACUGCACCAAGAUCCUGGUCUGGCACACGCGGACAGAGAAGCCCGUGCUGGUGAAUGAGGGGAAGAAGGGCUUCACUGACCCCUCGGUGGAGAUCUGAGCCUUGGACACAGGAGCCUCCUUCUCAGACCCCAUUCUCGGCCUUCCGCCCUUUCUCCAUGGCUGAUGGUCCCCCCAAGGCAGACUCCUAAGGAAUCACCGUCACCCUCCUUUGUAUUCUGGGGGUUCCAGAGUGCAGCCUGAUGCCAGGACAGAGAAUUCAAGCACAGAAAUCCCAGACCUGCUGUCCUCUCCACCCGCCCCAACCAGCGGCCCCAGAGACAAGGGCCGAGGGUCCGGCAGCAGCAAAGCCGGCACAAGGCUUGUCAGAAGCUUCCUGAACGGAUGUCCUAGAGUGAUGCAGGUUUGGGAGGGAGGUGAAAAGACCCCAUGGUCUGGGGCCUUAGCACGACCACCCAGGACUCCCAGCCAGGGAAUUCUGAAGACCAGAGAGCAACCACUGGGCGUCCCACACGCCCCACCCCCUCCUCCACACCUGCUCUACCCAAGAGCUGCUCCCAAGUCAGACACACCUCUCUGGCUCUCCUCUGGUUCAUGUUUACAGAGCAUAUGGUUGUCUUUGAUCCCAACAGACACCCAGCCCUGCAUGGGGGCACCCUGGCCUGCCGGCAGGCUCCCCCUGUACCUCAAGCUGUGGCAGGAGUGUAGUCCCCUCCUUUGCCACCUUCCCUCCAGCCUUCUCCUCCAGCACUGGCAAGGAGGUGGGCACAGAGCCAGCGCAGGUCCACUGACCUGGACUAAGAGCCACAGGACCCCUCUGUCCACACACUGCCUCCCCACUGCCCCUGGGGCGCAGAGCUGCCCAGGACUGGGCCUGGGAGAGGUCACCCUCUUCCUGUAAAUCUUGAGAACUGCAGACCUCAGGGCUGGAGUGGGUGGUGGGCAAGGUGGUGAGCUCUAGCCUGUGGGGGUGAGGCAGGCAAUUCUCCGACCCCUUCCUGCCCCCUGAAAUGGAGGGAGGGGGUUCGAGGAUAGUAGAAGGAUUUAGGGAACGGGGCGGGGGGUGGUGGCAGGAGAUGAAGGAGAAGGAGGCUGAGCACACGUUGCUUUGGGAAUCAUUCUAUUUACACACAAACUGGGGAAGGACUUCUCACUGCUCCCCGUCUCCUGUCCUGCUGCCUGCCCUAGGGAAAGCAGCUCCCCAGGGCUCCCAGGCUGACAGGGGGUCUCUGGCUCCCGACCCAGCCGGGCCUUCUGGUGGUGAUCAUGCUCGUGCCCUGAGCCGGAAGCACAAUUUUCCUCUAAACAGAGGAGAAGGAAAGGGCCCGAGCCUGUGAAAGAGGUGUUUAUUUUUUAACUGCUAACAGCCCCCACCGCAUUAAAGCUCACAGUCAGCUCUGAGGUCCACGCAGAACCGGCCCUGGGUAAGACUCAGUCGAGACCUUAACACUGAAAUGUAGCACUGGCUGCCUAUCUGGAAAUGGACGUCGCUUCCCACAGUGCUCGUGAAAGCCCCUGGGGAAGCAAUCCCUGAGCCACCUCCAGGAAGUGCUCCCAACCUCUUACCCUUUGGGCGACCCCUUGAAGUCAAGCAGGGUGGCAGGGGACACAGGUCAGGUGAGGGCAUUCCACUGCCUCCCUGCUGGACACCAGCCCUAAAUGUCGGGGUCGGUGUGGCUGGUCUGGGGACUGCUAUUAGCCAAAAUCCCAGGGCUCAUUUUCACGAAGUUGAUGAUGAACAAAAAAAUGGGGACUUUUUUUUAUUUUGGGGGCAGAUGCUAGUUCAGUUUUUUUGUUUGUUUUCACCUAACACCCUCUCUUAGCUGCAUGUAUAUUUAUUUAUAAUUAUAACCCUGGUGGACUGCAGCCUUCAUCUUUUUUGGGAAUACGUUUUGUUAAGAGUCUUGUUUGCUGGCCAGCCCCCCGGAGCAGCCAGGCCAGGGUGGGAUUAAGUCCUGAGAACGGGGGCCGGGGUGAGGCUGCAGGCCAGGCAGCCGAGCCAUCUGGUCUGUUUUAAUUUAACUGCAUUUGUUUUCAAAAUUAAAAGUCAAAUAUGGUUUUUAACAGUCCUAA
Molecule: messenger RNA, 3536 nt
Organism: Oryctolagus cuniculus (rabbit)
Lineage: Eukaryota; Metazoa; Chordata; Mammalia; Lagomorpha; Leporidae
Gene: B3GAT1
Product: beta-1,3-glucuronyltransferase 1
Biological process (GO): carbohydrate metabolic process; chondroitin sulfate proteoglycan biosynthetic process
Cellular component (GO): Golgi membrane
Molecular function (GO): galactosylgalactosylxylosylprotein 3-beta-glucuronosyltransferase activity
Source: RefSeq, a predicted model, not a curated record